AUGACUGACGCUGGGCCACGGCAGCCUUCAACAAACGAAACUGGGAUCACACCAUUAGACAGAAGGAAAGAUCUAAUGUCGUUGGAAAAUUCCAAGGUUUCCUCUAUUCGGACAGCUCUAUCUCCUAUCAACGUUACGAACGCUGGUCGUACGCCCCGGCCGAAGCGAAUAUAUCCAACUCCAACAUCAUCUUCUUUGAUAGACGAAACGCUGGAAAAGCCCGCCAACCAUGUCGCUGAGACAGAUCCAACAGACGAGCAUCGCGAAUUUGACUCAAUCAUGGAAAGCGAGGGAUUCAGCAUGGUCUCGCUCAAUACUUUACCCUCAGCCAGACAGCGACUGCGCCAAAUAGUUGAAAACCAGGCCAGCCGUACUAGGACACCAAAAUCCAAUGCAACACCCCGGACAUUGCAGCAAAUUUCCCCGAAACCCACCUCAACGACUGCAUUAUCGCCUAACAUUCCCGUUACCCAGUCAUCUUCUAAACGUCCACAUAGCCAAUUAUACGAAGCUAUCUCGUCUCUCCAACAAUCAUCCCCCAGAGAUAUGACCUCAAGACUUCAUCGCACACCACGGCUCAACAACCCUCGUUCCGUAACUCGACCUCCCCCUGCCCCUGCUGCUGCACCCGAAAUUAUACCCCCAAAAAGGCGGCCCUUGGCUCGAUUAUGUCGCGUAAUACGGGCUGGAAUUGCUCUCCAUGGCCUCCUGGAUCGCAGGCGACAAAGUAGUAACCUCCAAACCCCGUUUUCAAGCCCUAACACGGACUCUGCCGACGAUAUGGCGGCUACACGGAGGAGACUGGACCAUCUGUUCCAAGAUUUCAAUAUGGAGACACGGCGAGAACUGCGAGCAGGGGUCAGGUUUGGAGAAGAGCUUGUAAAAAGACUUCGUCAGCCAAACGGAAAGCGGCGAGAGCUAUCCGUAACGCGGGAAAGCACAAGGCUCCAGGAGAUAACAUCUAUGCGGCCAAGCCAGAACGUGGUUUACCCGGAGUUGGGAGGCACAUCUCAGGGAUUCCAACCAGCGACAGUACCUGCCCCUGAAAAUCGGGAAGAAGAGAUUAAGGAUGAUCCACGCCAGGAGCCUUAUCCAGCAGAGGAAAAUCCCGAAGAUACUUCAAUGGACUCGCUAAUGGCCAGACGUGAAGCUGAAUGGCGGCGUGAAAGAGAAGCUAUCAGCCGUCAGAUAGAAAUGGCUAAUGAGAGCCAAGUCAUUGUUAUUGAUAGCGAUGACGGAUUGAGGCAACCAGUGGCUCGCCCAGGGGUGGUGAACAAUCACAAGGAGAACAAUCCUCAGCAGCGAAAUGAACGAGAUCUGGUUAACAGUCAAGAUGAUACAGAGGAUGAGAAGGAGGAUGAGGUAGAGGAGGUUUACGACGGGGAUGAGACUGACAUUUGGCAGCAAGCGGCUCGUGAACCUGAAGCUCGAAUUGACUCCCCAUCCUUAUCUGAUACUGCACGCAAAGAGUUACCUCAACACCGCAAGCUUGGCUUCCCAAGCCCUCGGGCUGGGACGGAAGAAGAGGCUUAUAGCGCAACGGAUGAUUACGAAAGCGUCGCUCUUCCAGACCUCUCUGCUGGCGGAGACGCUUUUCCCAAAUUGGCUGUUGGCAAGUCGAAGAUGGAUCAGUACAGGGAUACGGAUGCAUCCUUGUCACCAUUGCUCGGGACACCAGACAGCGCCACCAUUCGAUUUUAUGAGGGGAAUUUCAAGCGGUCUAGCGUGGGGAAUUCACAGCAUCACCACUCGCGGGAGAUGUUGGAAAGCCUGCCUCAGCGUAAUAACCGUAAUUUUGACGAGCCGGCAGGGUCACAAAACAGCCACCCCAAAGGGGACCAAGAGAAAUCUAUUCGGGGAGAGGAUGGAGGAAUUAUUGACAAUCCUCUCAAUACCCUACCCGAAGGUCAGUCUAGCAUCACUCCAGUACCACUGCGCAACCAGGACGAGGUAUUACAAGGUACGAAUGUCGUCCAGGAGGAAGCUCUUUCUGAAAGCGAUGUCUAUGUGGAAGUGCACGAAGAAGAAGGUUCGGAAAACGACCCUGCUGAAAGUGACAUCACCAAUCCGUCUAUUCCAGACCCCCCAGAGCAGACAUCCACGGUGACAUGGUUCAACAAAUUGACGAGCAACCUUGCACCAGCAUGGCUAACCAGCACCCCUGCUCCAACAAAAUCUUCGAAACAGAGGCCGACCGUAAGAACUAAGCAAGACGUUGGCUCGAUUUCUAAUUCUGAGAUCGCUGCCCCUGCUACACAGCCUCCUGCCAGGAGUCAGGAUUGGGGUCGUGCGAAAGGCAAAGUUCCUGAUAGGCACUCCUUUGUUAAACCACUCGCGAUUUCAGGAUAUUUUACUGAUGAUCACUAUGUCGAACUUCGCGAAAUUUAUCGAGAAGCGAAGAUGCGACCGGAGAAGUUCAAAUACUAUCCUACCGAUGAACGGGAUGAGAUGGUUGGGCAGUGGAUGUGGUCCGCGGACGGCCAGCACCGUCGCCAGGUCACAGAGAUCCAACUAAUGAUUGUUGAACGAUUUCGCCAGAACUUAAUAGAGGACGAUCUCCGACAUGGAGGAGAUGGAGAGAUGGAAUGGAGUGAAGAAGAUAUCUUGUGGAGAUUAUUCAGUAUUAUUGUUGGAGAGCAGAUACGGAAGCAGAGAAAGGAGCAGCAGCAACGCCUCCAACUGCAUCACUGA
Trichophyton benhamiae CBS 112371 is the source of this 2691-nucleotide messenger RNA. Its product is annotated as AT DNA binding protein, putative. Bases 1 to 2691 code for a protein of 896 amino acids. NCBI's taxonomy places the organism in Eukaryota, Fungi, Ascomycota, Eurotiomycetes, Onygenales, Arthrodermataceae. The transcript has a single exon. The record is from RefSeq and is a predicted model, not a curated record.